Molecule: messenger RNA, 6941 nt
Organism: Orussus abietinus
Lineage: Eukaryota; Metazoa; Arthropoda; Insecta; Hymenoptera; Orussidae
Gene: bs
Product: serum response factor homolog
Exons: 2
Coding region: 208-1263 (351 amino acids)
Biological process (GO): positive regulation of transcription by RNA polymerase II
Molecular function (GO): DNA-binding transcription factor activity, RNA polymerase II-specific; RNA polymerase II cis-regulatory region sequence-specific DNA binding; protein dimerization activity
Source: RefSeq, a predicted model, not a curated record
CAACGUGCAGCGCUCGCGUCGCGAGGUUCACGGAGCCCCUCGUGGCCUGGUCUAGAUGGUGGUCGAUCACGUGGUCCGCGCCGAGCCAACGACAGGGGACAGGGGACCGGCUCGGGAGGAGAUCGCCGCUGACCGCUCCGCAUCUGCGGGUAAGAGGUCGGAAUAGAUGCGCCUGCCGACGGUGGCGAGGGCCGCGCCGACUCCGUGAUGGACAACUCCGGGGCCGCGAGAGACGGUCGGUACGCGGCACUGGGGUACGGCAUGGGCUUGCUGGCGAGCGAGACGGCCGGCUCGCCCGGGCCCGAGAUAUACGGCCGGGCCUCGACCUCCCAGCUGGCUGCUAGUUCGCAGAUGGUCCGCGGCGGCGCCGCCAUCAUGGCCGCCGGUGGCGCCCCCGCCGGCUCGCCCGGUGGCCACGUGCAGCAGCAGCAGCAGCGCGGCAUCAAGCGCUCCACCGGCGACGUGUGCUACGACGAACCUGCCAACCCCAGGCAGGCUAUGGCCCAGGGCCAGCCGAUGCCGGGCAUGCCCGGCCCCGGCGAGUGCGUCGCCGAUAACCUCGACGAGUCCUUCUCUGGCCUCGGCCACCCCAAGAAGUCCCCGCCGUCCAACGGCAAGAAAACCAAGGGCAGGGUCAAGAUUAAGAUGGAGUACAUCGAUAACAAACUCAGAAGGUACACCACCUUCUCCAAGAGGAAGACUGGCAUCAUGAAGAAGGCGUACGAGCUGUCGACGUUGACCGGGACCCAGGUGAUGCUCCUGGUGGCCAGCGAGACGGGACACGUGUACACGUUCGCUACCCGGAAGCUCCAGCCGAUGAUAACCAGCGAGGCCGGGAAGGCGCUCAUCCAGACCUGCCUGAACAGUCCGGACCCUCCGCCCUCGGGCUCCUCGGGUGACCAGCGAAUGUCGGCCACCGGGUUCGAGGAGACCGAGUUAACGUACAACAUCGGCGACGAGGAGCAGAAAGUAAGGCAACUGGUGUACGGAUCGUCGCACGGUGGCUCGUUACACGGCGGUUACAGCGGUGGCAGCGGGCCACCGGGAACGCAGCACGUGGCGGCUCAGCACGCACAGCACGCUCAGCAUGCGCAUCUGAUAGCGCACGCGCACGCUGGCUCGCCGAGCUCGCACCUGGUGCCGUGCUCGAGUCCAGGACCCAUGCUGACGGGAGGACCGUACCAACAGUCCUGCCCGUCUCCCUUGCCACCGCCCCACGCGACCUACCAUCCGCACAUGUCGCAUUCUCAUCCUCAACGAUAGUUCGUCGAGGAACCCUUUCGCUUGUCGCGCGCACGCGCCUUCGUAGAGAUGAUGCCACGAGUCGAAUGCCUCCUACUCGAGUCGAUCGCGUACCCGAGGGUUAGGGCGAGACCUACCCUCUACUAGCACCGAGCGUUAUUCGGCUCAUUCGAGUUCUCUCGUCUUUUACCGAGUCUCGACUCGAGUCCUAACUCGGGUUCAUGGAGCGAUUCGACUCGUCGCGUCGCUGGUUCUUCGUUGUGCCCCUUGUGCUCGUCGAGAUGUCUUCCCGUACCGUCCGUCCGGCUUGCAACUCCGGACCCCGGCCACGAGGGCGGCCCCGAUGGCGGGGUCACCCUCCCCGGCUGUAGAUGUAGCAGUUUGAGCAUGCGAAUAACCGUUCUUAGUUGUUUUUUUUUUUAGCAUCUGCAUGGUUCGAGCGACGGGGCACUGGCGGAAACUUAGGCUACGGUCCCGGCUGCAUUCGUAGACCCAGGCGAGACUGGCUGCGACUAGUUGACCCGCAGAAGUCGCGUGAUCUCGAUGCGAGAAUCGGGACCUCUCGGAGUUCUGUACGCGCGAGGGUUGUCCCGGAGGAACGGGGAGGCGACGAGUUGAGUAUUUCCUCUGGUUAACCCUUUGAUCGAGAGGAGCGCCCGAAGAUGGCCAAGUUUUCCUUGUACCUUAACCCUGCACCUUUGUUUUCGACACAUUUCUUUUUUUUUUUUCUUUUUUCAAGACCUCGGUCAAGGGGUUAACUCGGGUCCAGCAUGUAUUCCAGUCGAUUCGAGUCAUUUUUAACGUAACUCGAGGUGUUGGCACGAAGUGCGAGGUAGGAAAGUAAGAGCGAGACCGAGUCACGGGUACUUUCUUUACCGAGUUGUCGACUCGAGUUCGUGUUAUUUAAACCGUUUGAACUUUAUAUUCGAGUUAAGAAGUAGUCGACUCGUCGCGUCACCGACUGGGAACCCUGGGGAAGAAGCGCCGUUUCUAAUGAGGAUAUCGCACUAGGUCGGUAGGGUACUAAUGUCGCAAUUCGCGGGGAGCAUUGCAACGUCCCUCGGAGGGUAGGACAGGAAAGGGUGUCCCUUCCUCGGUGUUUUCGGAUUAGCUCGCAGGAUCCCGCGAUGGGAGAAUUAUUAGUGGUAGUUUUUAUUAACUCGCGGUUACUUGCAUCGCGCACAAGUCCCUUCUCCGGCGAGGUGCAAUGGUACUUAGGCUAGAUUCCAAGACUCGUGCAAUCGACGGGCGUUUCUCUCGGCGAAGGGCGCGAGCGGUUAAUGAGAAAUGAAGAGAAACGGGUAAAUCCGUAACCAGGAAGUGGGCAAGGGAGAGACAGAAGUUCGCGGGGCAAAAAUAGACGCAUCAGUCGGCACAGGAUCUGUGCAGUCUUGUGCCGGCUCGGUUUUCAUUGAGUUUUCGCGUCACUGCAAUUUGACACGCCAGGGGAUAUAAUAGUAACGACGUUUACUCGACAUUAAUUCUGGUACAGGAUUUUCAACUGCGAGCGGAAAGUCGUUACGCUAUGCCACGAGAAUUUGAUGUCGGUACGGAAUCUUUGCAGUCUCACGUCGGCUCGAUUUUCAGUGAAUUCUCGCACCGCAAAUGUCGUUACGCGAUGCACCUAGAGAAACUACAGUGAAAAGGUGCGCAAAAGGAAUAGGGAUCGAUGUAAUCGUGCGAGAAAUAAAAUACCGGUCGAUCCUUCGGUACGGGGGGGAUUAAGUGCAUCGUAUAUGGACUUUCCGCGGAGCAUGGCGCGGCGAUGGCGAUGGAAGAAAAGAAUUGCCCCCCUUAUUUCUUUCUUUCUUUCUUUCUUUCUUUUUUUUUCUUUCUCCCCGUAGAAUUCUUAUGUCAGUUAAGCAAGUGUCAACGGCACUCGUUCCCUAUUCCGCGGGGUUCGCGGAUGGCAGAAAUCGAUGUCCGUGGAAAGCGUUGCGCAAACUCGUUUCACUUAAAACCUAACCGGUAUCGGAGAUGGCUACCGUGGAAACUAAACUCUAAGUCGGCGUAAAGUGCAAUCGGUCCCGGAGAGAUUUGACCGUAACGAGGCGCUUUGCGAGUUAAACGACUAAUGGGUGGAGGCCCACCGGUGAACCGACAUUUUGUACGAAUCAGGGCGAACGUCGCGUUCCUCCGUCGCGGAGACUCGGUUUUCCAUCUACUAUGCUCGUCUCGUGUUAACCCGACCCCUGUAUUCUCUUUUAGUUCUGUCCCACGCGACUCGGCAUUCGUGGCCAUCCUAGGCUACCUCGUAUCCUGAUAGAUGGCCGACGACAGUGCGCGUUUCUUCCUCGUUAGUAGACUCUCUCUCGGUUCUCACCUACCGUUAUGGCGGACGUCGGCCGCGGUUUUUGUCCCCGACUUCGGCGGAGCGAGCUCGCAAAUUUUCAACCUAGUCCUUCCUGGUUCUAGCUCUCGAGCCCGUCUUCUUCCGGCGAGAAAGAGCCGACGUAACGAGUUAUCGUAACCAGACUCGAGAGUUAGAGACUCCUGGUACCGAUGGGUGCGUCUUGGUACCCGCGGUAGCUCGAACGCUUUCCAAAUUUAAGGAGAGAAAAAAAGAAAGUCACGGACCCCCUAAAUUAUACGAAAUUGUUAAAUGUGUUUUGUGCCAACCCCCGGCAAGGGUCUUGAAAAAAAAAUAAGCCUGCAGGGCUAAAUUUAUUCAUUUUAAUCGUCACUAUCUCCGACUUUACGGUGAUAAGAAUUCGACGCGCGGGUCGCAGUUCUCCAAGGGGGCCAACAUCUAAAUCCGUAUUUCUCGGUGAAGCUUAUAGGUCUCUCUCUUUCUCUCGCGCGCGCGCGAAUGUAGAAAUAGCGUCCGAAUUGGUGCGCGCGAGUUCUCGCUCCUCGGAGGAGGUUCCGACGUCGCGGCGAAGUACUCGCGAGCGUAUCGAGGUACUCUGCGAUAUUUCGAGGUAUUUUUAAGCGACGGGGGGUAUUUCGAGGCGUUACGAGAACACCCAGGAUAUUGUUCUCGGAUCCGAGUCAGGCUGUGCUUAUUCCGUCGACGUGUAUCGUUCUCUCUGUGAGAGCUAGUUCUGGUCCGUCCUGGUCCGAGGGCCACCCAAGGUGCAAAUCGGUAGUCGAUCGUUGAAGGAUCCGCGUCAUUCGAUACGCGUUAAAUGUCUUUCGGAAGGUCCUCUCGAAGGUCUGGCGUGGGAGUAAUCGGCAUUCUCUUCUCUGUCGUGUACUGCUCGGUAAUCUCGUAAGUGAAAAUCGAGUCUUCGAGAUCGGGUUCUGUCGAGCAUCACAUAGUCCAGGGUCGGCGAGGUUCCGUCCCCUCGCGAAAUUGGUCUCUAAGAGACUGUCAAAGUAGAUUCUUCAUCGAUACGAUUCCUUAUCACAGGUACUAAGUUUUCAACUUUAGGGUUUGUUUGAGGCCACGUAGAAUUUUUUUAACGGAACGUCUGUAUUUUUUUGGAAAUCAAGUGUCCUGUCCUUUGGUCUUGGACGAGCCGAAGGUAUCAAAAAUGAUCCGGGUACCGCGUGGGGAAAAAAUAAGUGGAAAAAUGACGAAUUGUAAUUAUCGUUAAAUUAACGCACAUAAUGAGGGAACGAGUCGUGACGGUUUUGGAUAUGUUGGAUGCUUGCAGUCUCUCUUUCUUGGCUACGGUGAGAUUCGUUCUUUUCACGUGCUCGCGGUGCCUCCGAUCGUCGUCGUAGCUCUGUAGUUUUAAAUGCCAGUCCAAAGACCUCUCAUCGUAGACAAGUGUGGCAUUAGUUGGGGAGAAGAGUGUUUCCCCCGCGUUAGGCGAAGGAAAAUGCGCGUAAACCACUUCGUUUAGGUUUAGGCUAAAUAACUCAUGUGAUGACCUGUACAGCCCGUCUUCUCGUUUUUCAUAAUUAAUUUAUAUUGUAUUUAUUAACAGAAAUAAUUGUACCCAUUGUCAGGGCGCGCCCGAAGGGGGUGUUCUGUUUUCUCUCUGUUUUAUAUGUAUAUUUCUUCUUUUUUUUUUAUCCGAUAUAAAUUAGCAUCGUAUUAAAUGCGUUAGGGUCGUCUUAAAGUAAGAGACAUGUCGGACCGGUCGUUCGGGGUUUGCGCUGGUGAAUUCGACGUAGCUUUUGUAAAAAUGUAUUCGGUAGAAAGAAGGGAGGAGAGAGAAAAGGAAAAACGUGCCAGGGGAUUGCGCGAAGACGGUAUUUUUAUUCGAUGGCAAACAUGGCCGUCGAAUUUUUUGUCUGCUUUUCGGAUGAUCCCCUGGAUUAUAUCGAUUCAUGGGCCCUUUUUUUUUAUUUUUUUGCCGGUUGCCGAAAUCCAUCGCGAAUCAAAUUUCUUCGUUUCCGCGCAGUCCCGGUCCUCCGGAGUCGCCAGAGUUCGAUUCUAAUCAAGCUUAUCGUAGAUUUGCGGGUCUUUCCGAUAACCCAGUCGGCUGGUGCGACGUGUUUAAUUAAUAUACAAAGAGAAGAUAUUAAGGUAGCGAGGCAUUAGAAUCGUCCCAAGAGGAGCAAACAACUCGGUCGGACGAUUUUCAGAGAACAAGAUUAACGUGUAAUCAUCGAGUGGUCGAUCGUACAAUGCGAUUACCUGCGAGACGCUUGUCGGUUCUCCUUAUUGAACCGUCAAUAAAAAAGAGAGAACCCAAGGAAAAGAGACAAGAAAAUACAGAAAAUAGCCGGCGAAACCCUUACAGGUGUUUAAACAGCAGCGUUUCAUUAGCAUCCGCCCUUUUGGAUGGUUUUAGAAGAGGAGGACGAUCUUUCUUAAGCGAUCCAAGAUGGCGGCCAAGGGUCGCGAAGAAGCGCGUCCCUCGUUUCGUCGAAACGAUCGCUUUUUUUACGAAGAGUCGCGUCCUCGGACACUUCCGGAACACAUCGAUGUCCCCGGGAGGCUAACGAUACGCCGCGAUAACGAUCGAUUCGCUUAGAUCGACGGGCGAUAUAAUUAUCCGUCCCCGUGCGAGCCCAGACCGGUACGUCCGCCAUGGCGCGCGCGGCCAUUGAGGCGACGCGCGUCGCGUGCCGUUUUCAUCGUACCGCGUUUCGCUUAAGUGGCUUGAAAAGUAAUGUCAUUUAGUAGUUUAAGUAGACGAUAUAACUUGACGCCCCCCAAUCGAUGUUGCGUACACACUCUGCUCCCCUCCCCGUUCGCCCAAGAAGUCCGAUUCCGACGGAAAGGAGUUCGGCGGCGAGUCGGCCUUCCUGGGCGCCGCCAUCUUUCUUUUCCGGGGCUCUCCGAAAUGACGCGGUGACGCUUCUUUUUUUCCGCUGCUUUUUCGCGUCGGCAUUCCCACUCCUGUAUCCCCCAGCCCCCUCACCUCUUCCUCCGUUACCUCGUGCAUGCCAACAUCUGUUCUUUGUCUAUGUGUAUGGCCUCGUAAGAUAAAUGUAUAUUUGCGCGUGCGCGCGUGUGUGUGUGCGUUUGGAUAUUUAAACACAUAGGCGUACUUGAGACGGCAUGAAAAAGGUAUAUUCUGCUCGUGAGUGAUAAACUAUUUAGAAACGCAAGAGGAAAGGAAAAAAAUAUAUAUAUGUGGGUGUGUGCGUGCGCGUGUGGAUGUAUAGACGCUACUUCUCUCCCUAUCGUCACGCAGAGUACAAAUGAUAGCAUUAAUAAUGGUCGUUAACGGUAAUUGUAAUGAUGCGCGAUCCUCUUCCGGUAUGUAUUACACGUGUACAUAUGAACUGUAAAAUACUGUGAUAGUAUUUAUUAUGCGUUUAUACAUUUUUAUUAAUAAUACAGCUAUGAUGAACGA